AUGGCUCUCGGCCCUACUAUCUCGAUCCCUCCCAAGGAAGCCCAGGCUGCAAUUGACAACGCCCUGGAGAAAGUGUCCAAGCAGCUCCGUGAACUGAACCAUUAUAUUUGGUCUAAUCCGGAACUGGCAUAUGAAGAGCACAAGGCGCAUGAUGCAAUCUGUGACUUCCUUGAAAGCCAAGGGUUCACAGUUACCCGCCAUGCUUAUGGAGUAGAUACAUCGUUCGAAUGUAUUAGUGGCACCGAAGGCCGACUCGUUAACUUCAACGCUGAAUACGAUGCGUUACCAGACAUCGGUCAUGCCUGUGGCCACAAUCUUAUCGCCACUAGCAGCAUUGCAGCCUUUUUGGCACUGUCUCAUCUGCAGAAGGAGUAUGGGGUCAAAGGAAGAAUCCAACUACUUGGCACUCCCGCAGAAGAGAAUGGUGGAGGCAAGGCUAAAUUGAUCGAUGCUGGUGCUUAUAAGGGGGUUGAUAUCUCUUUGAUGUCUCAUGGUGGACCAACAAAUCUGGCUGGACUCCCUAGCGAUGGAGUUGCAGGAGUCUUGAUGAAUGCCCGAAAAGAGCUACAUGUGGAAUAUUUCGGCAAGAAUGCUCACGCCGGAGGUAAUCCAUGGGAUGGUGUGAACGCAUUGGACGCACUGGUCCAGGCAUACAACGGAAUAUCGACCCUGCGACAACAUAUUCUGCCAGACGAGCGCAUUCACGGGGCCUUCCUGGACGUGCCAAAGGUCGCCAAUGUAAUUCCAGCUUACACAAAGUCCUACUGGCAAAUUCGAAGCCCAACUUUGCAAGGACUCAACAAGCUUAUCGCCAAGGUUCGACAGUGCAUAGAGGGGGCGGCUAUUACGACUGGCUGUACAGUCAAAAUUGAAGAGGAGGGUCUUUACACCGAUAUCGUGCUAAACGAGACUUUGUGUGAGCGAUUCACAGGCCAUAUGGCAGGUUACGGAAAGAAAAUCAUUCCGAAGUACGAUAAGGUCCUGACUGGUUCAUCCGAUGUUGGCAAUGUAAGCUACGUCGCACCAACACUUCAUUCUAUGUUCGCCAUUCCGACACCAGAGGGGGCCUUCCCCCAUCACCCGAGUUUUGCAGCUUCCGCUGGAACAGACGAAGCUCACGAGGAAGCCAUCUUUACUGGCAAGGGAUUGGCCCUUACGGGCUGGGAUAUGUUGUGCGACGAUGGUCUUUUUGAGUUGGCUAAGGCGCAGUGGGAGGGGCAGCUCCCGGCGCCCGCUCAUAAGUGA
Penicillium subrubescens is the source of this 1245-nucleotide messenger RNA. Its product is annotated as M20 family metallopeptidase. The transcript is spliced from 5 exons. Gene Ontology annotation, molecular function: dipeptidase activity. Bases 1 to 1245 code for a protein of 414 amino acids. NCBI's taxonomy places the organism in Eukaryota, Fungi, Ascomycota, Eurotiomycetes, Eurotiales, Aspergillaceae. The record is from RefSeq and is a predicted model, not a curated record.